UCGUCACUAUCAAGAUGAAGCACAUAUUUUGUUUAUUAUUCUUCACAUUAGUGAAUGUUAUCUCAACGCAAAUGGUCCCUUAUCCAAUGACUGGUGGCAGUGGAAUAGGAGCAGGUUCAUCUCUUCCAACCCUUAUAGGCAGUGGACCUAUGGCAGGCCUUGGUAUACAAUCAUCUAAUAGUCCAACAACUGGAUAUGCCUAUACUCCUAAUAUGGCUGGCAGCUAUAUGUCAAAUCCAAAUUUAGCCAAUGCAGUCAAUGCAAAUACAAACUUAGCUAACAUGGAACUUGCAGCUGGAAUAGCUGCUCAAGCAAAUUCACCAGCAAACACAGCUAAUGUUAAUGCUGUAAAAACAGCUAAUGCUCUUCUGGCCGCUGAAAGCGCAGCUAUAAACGAUGCUUUAACGAAUCUUGAAGAAGCAAAACAAUUGAGUAAUUUAUCACCUGUUUUAAAUGGUAAUAUGGCUACAUUUUAUUUAGGUAAUAGCGGUAAUGGAUUUACUGUUACUAGUGGUUCUCCUGGCACCCAAGGUAUUGGUGUUCAAGUGUUGGCCGAUGCGUUGGAAGUUGGUGGAACAGUUGUUGUUAAUGGUAAAAUACCCAUUUACGGAAUGGUUGGUAUUAAUGGUAAUAUACCAACAGAUGGCAUGGCAUCAGUUAGCUACAGUUGUGCAAAUCCUAGUACAUUAUUAUAA
Messenger RNA from Papilio xuthus (Asian swallowtail), 695 nucleotides. RefSeq lists its product as uncharacterized. NCBI's taxonomy places the organism in Eukaryota, Metazoa, Arthropoda, Insecta, Lepidoptera, Papilionidae. Gene Ontology annotation, biological process: chorion-containing eggshell formation; multicellular organism development. Gene Ontology annotation, cellular component: egg chorion. Gene Ontology annotation, molecular function: structural constituent of egg chorion. The transcript has 2 exons. Bases 15 to 695 code for a protein of 226 amino acids. The record is from RefSeq and is a predicted model, not a curated record.